CUCGGCGGGACAGGAUGGCGGAGGAAAGCGGCGUCUGCAGCUUUGUGUUCAAGAAGCGGGUCCGGGCCGCGGGCAGCGGCCGGCGAAAACGGCCCGGCAGCGACCAGGAGCGGGAGAGCAGCGGGGAGGAGGGCAGCACCGUGGUGCGCAAGGAGCGGCGGCGGGACACCCCCAACCCCAUGAUCCAGAAGACCAGGCGCUGCACGAGGGAGAGGCCGGACUACGCGCCGAGCAGCAGCGAGGAUGAGGAUCCUGCCAAGGAGAUCGGGGUGACCUACAAAUCCACCAGGUCGGCGAAACCUGUUGGCCCAGAAGACAUGGGAGCCACAGCAGUGUAUGAACUGGACACAGAGAAGGAGAAGGAUGCCCAGGCCAUCUUUGAGCGCAGCCAGAAGAUCCAGGAGGAGCUGAGAGGAAAGGAAGAUGAUAAAAUUUACCGUGGCAUUAACAACUACCAGAAGUAUGUGAAGCCCAAGGACACAUCGAUGGGAAAUGCCUCCUCAGGAAUGGUGAGGAAAGGCCCCAUCCGUGCUCCGGAGCACCUGCGGGCCACGGUGCGCUGGGACUACCAGCCCGACAUCUGCAAGGACUACAAAGAGACCGGCUUCUGCGGCUUCGGGGACAGCUGCAAGUUCCUGCACGACCGCUCGGACUACAAGCACGGCUGGCAGAUCGAACGGGAGCUGGACGAGGGCCGCUACGGCGUCAACGAUGACGAGAACUACGAGGUGAGCAGUGAUGAGGAGGACAUGCCUUUCAAAUGCUUCAUCUGCAGAGGUUCCUUCAAGAACCCCGUGGUCACCAAGUGUCGGCACUACUUCUGUGAGAGCUGUGCCCUGCAGCACUACCGCAAAUCCCAGCGCUGCUACGUCUGCGACAAGCAAACCAACGGGGUCUUCAACCCUGCCAAAGAGCUCAUGGCAAAACUGGAAAAACACAAAGGGGAGGAAGAAGAGGAGCAACAGUCAGACCAAGAAGGGGAUCCACAGUAGCAGAAUACAUUUUGUACAUAACUUAAUAAAGCCCUGUUUAUAA
Zonotrichia leucophrys gambelii is the source of this 1035-nucleotide messenger RNA. Its product is annotated as E3 ubiquitin-protein ligase RNF113A-like. The coding region runs from base 15 to 992 and encodes 325 amino acids. NCBI's taxonomy places the organism in Eukaryota, Metazoa, Chordata, Aves, Passeriformes, Passerellidae. Gene Ontology annotation, molecular function: metal ion binding. Gene Ontology annotation, biological process: snoRNA splicing. Gene Ontology annotation, cellular component: U2-type spliceosomal complex. The record is from RefSeq and is a predicted model, not a curated record. The transcript has 10 exons.